AAGGCCAGGCCUCCAUCUAUUCUUUUCAUGCGCUGCUUUUUUUUUCUCCUCCCCUUUCCUUUUCUCUCUCUAGCUUUGCCUUUUCCUUGGCCCCCUUUUGUAUCAUUUCCUCCUCCUUCCUCCUCCUCUACUCCAAAUCAAUCUAGUACUAGUACUACAAUGGUCGUAGGGUCAUGUGGUUGAUGUGCAUGGGGAUGAGGAGCCGCUGCUUUGAUUUGAGGUGCCCAGCCCAAACAUGAUUCUGUGAUUAUUUUUCUGCGCCAUUCUCUCUUGCAGCAGCCGGCCCUCUCACCAGUCUCAUGCAUCAUCAGGCUGUUGAAUCUCUGUAGAAGAAGGUGGGCAGCCCCCAAGCCCGCCCACGCUCUUUUUGUUCUCCCACCUUUUCCUUUUGUUCCUCCCCCUAUUGACCACUCCUCCCCUCCCCACCACCACCAUUGCCCGAGUGAGAUCUUCUCCCUUUAAGUAGAUAGAGAGAGACGUACUAUAUCCAAGCUAUAUUGCUCUUCCGUCUUGUAGGGUUGGUUCUUGGCAUUGGGCUCGAGGACUGGAUGCAAACAGGCAGUUGGUGCUUCUUGCCAGCUGCAGGGAGGUGGUACUACUAAAAAACGUGAUACGUCUUCAGGGGCGUUACAUGCGCAUGGCGAGCAGAUAACUCAGAUAAGGACCUGAUGAACUCAGCCGUAUUUGGUGCCUGCAUUUCCCCUGCCUAGGCGGUGGAGCGCAAUUGAAGAACCAAACCAAGAUCACUGAAGAGCUGUACGAGCGAGUGGUCGGUCAGCUAGCUCGAUCGCCAUGAGCAGCUUCGCGGGUCAGCAGUCAAGGCCGUGGAUGGGGGACGCCGCCGCCGCCACCCCGUCGGGCGACGCGCGGGACGACGGCGCCUCCUCCAUGAAGGACCUCGGCUCCUCCACCAACGCCAGCGCCAUCUCCUUCGGCUUCGCCGCCACCGCCAUCCUCAUCGCCAUGUUCCUCCUCAUGGCCAUAUUCGAGCACCUCAUCAAGCCCGGCUGGGCGGCCUCCCGGGGCUCCCGCGGCGGCAGCGACAACGGCGACGGCGACGUCCACGGGCGCCACGCCCAGCCGCCGCACCCCGGCCGGCACCCGCGCGACCACGGCUCGCCGGAGAAGCUCGCGCCUCCGCCCAAGAUGGAGGCGGUGGUGGCGGCGGCGGACCUGACGGUGGUGAUGCCGGGGCAGCGGUACCCGACGUUUCUCGCGCAGCCGGCGCCUCUCCUGCUUCCUUGCACGAGAGAAGGCGUGCGUUGGCCGCCUCACGAUGACCAUCGCCGUCCCUUUCUGCCGCCAUGACUGUCUUCGGGCGGAUACGUGCGUGUCUGUCAUGUUUGCCUGUAAUCUGUAUAGAGCUAGAGCGAGUGUAUGGUGAGAAACGCCGGAGUUGCUGGUAUGUGCGCGAAGGAAAAUGCUGGACCGAUGGUAGUAGAUGAGCAGCAUUCAAUUCAUGUCCAGUUAGUCUCGCCUCUUGGUCGAAUGCCUUUCUUCAUGUUAUGAUCUUCCAUCUGAAUGAGUGGAUCGAGUGGCAUUCUUCUAA
This is a messenger RNA of Triticum aestivum (bread wheat), 1549 nucleotides long. RefSeq lists its product as uncharacterized. Bases 793 to 1308 code for a protein of 171 amino acids. The record is from RefSeq and is a predicted model, not a curated record. The transcript has 3 exons. NCBI's taxonomy places the organism in Eukaryota, Viridiplantae, Streptophyta, Magnoliopsida, Poales, Poaceae.